Messenger RNA from Brassica rapa (field mustard), 1115 nucleotides. RefSeq names its product probable LRR receptor-like serine/threonine-protein kinase At4g20450. The record is from RefSeq and is a predicted model, not a curated record. NCBI's taxonomy places the organism in Eukaryota, Viridiplantae, Streptophyta, Magnoliopsida, Brassicales, Brassicaceae. Gene Ontology annotation, molecular function: protein binding.
UCCUGAUGAUGUCCAUGAUCGUCUUUGGCACUCAGACUUCUGGGAGGAUGAUAUGACAGAAAUAAACACCACCACCCCUGUAAAUACUAAGAAUGCCUUCGAUCUGCCUCAAGCUAUAAUUUCAAAGGCUGCCGUAGCAAAAGGUGCAGGUAAGUCAUGGAGCAGAGGCUGGUCAAUGCAAAACCAGGACGACGUUCACGUGUACCUUCAUUUUGCCGAGAUCCAAGUCUUGAAGCCCAAGGAUACGAGAGAGUUUAGUAUUUUGUGGAACGACGCUACAAUUAACUAUAGCUACAGUCCUCCGGAGUUCAUGGCUGACACUGUGCCUAUCAGAACCUUAACUAAAUGCGAUGAUUUGUGCUACUUAGAGCUUGUAAGAGGUAAGUCGUCAAGUCUUCCACCAUCUAUUAGUGCCAUGGAGGUUUUCGGGGUACUCCAGCUUCCUCAGUCGGAAACAGAUGAAAACGACGUCAGUGCAUUCAAAAACAUUCAAGCGACUUAUAGAUUACAGAAAACGAACUGGCAAGGAGAUCCAUGUGUACCUAUAAAUUACAUGUGGACUGGUCUUAACUGCAGCAACGUGGUUCCGUCUGUUCCACCAAGAAUCAUUUCCAUAGACUUCUCUUCAUAUGGAUUAAAUGGGACCAUAGCUAGUGACAUACAAUAUCUUAGCCAGCUACAGAAAUUGGACCUGUCAAAUAACCAUUUGACUGGAAGAAUCCCGGAAUUUCUUGGCAAAAUGAAGUUGUUGACAAUCAUAAACUUGAGUGGAAACAAUUUUAGCGGCUCAAUUCCUCAAACCCUUCGUAACAUGCAAAAGAAUGGGUUAACCUUGAUACUAGACGGAAACCAAAACCUCUGUUUGGAUUCAUCUUGUGAAACUGAAGCUGGUGAUGGAAAUGGCAAAAAGAAAUUGCUAGUACCCAUUCUUGCAACAGCCGCUUCUGUUGGUUUAAUUACAGCUGUGCUUCUUCUCAUUAUUCUCUUCUACAGGACUAAGAGAUCGUCAAAAGGUAUAAGCUCCUCGAGUACUAUCAAGACUCCGAAACUUAGAAUUUACUAAUCUAGUAUAUGACGAUUAUUUAAUUAAUUUUUAUUUCUCAGAUCCACGGUCA